CUCGGAGCGUUCUAUCCGACCGCCGCCGUCCCCGUGCGUCCACGUGCGAGAGCGAACGCGCGAAAAAUCGGCGCGUCCGAAGAUGCGCCACGUGCAUCGUCCCACCUGACCAGCCGAAUCGUCUCGCGCGAACUUUGGUGACUUCGGACCGGAGGAUCCCUCUUCUCUCCUCUCUCCUCUCUAUUUUUUUUCCCCUCUUUUCUUCACGGAGUGCCGCGCGAGACCGCGAGUUUUCCGUCCGCGUGCACCGCCGCCGUUUUUCGGAGUUCCGUUCGAGCAAGUGUCGCGCUCCCGUUCGGGAACGCCGCGCCGAUUCAUUCAUUUCUCCAAUUUGCCCAAGUUUCUCCUCCGGCUUUGGAUCCGCCGUCGGAGAAAGUAUUACGGAUUGCCGGGGCGAAUUGUGCUGUGGUGGCUCGGAAAUGAGACAUAGGAUUAGACACGACUGAGCAGCUGCAAGAAUGGCCAGGACGUUUUCGUUGAGCUUGGUGGUGGCGUUGCUGCUGAUCUUCGCUAUUACCGAAGCUUCUCGCGGGCAGACUAAUCAGACGGAUGGACAGAAAAUCCAUAAUCGCGGUGCCACGCGGUUUAACUCCAAAACGACGACUGAAUCGAGCAUUGUUUCCACAUCAGAAACCAGGUCGUCUCGCGACAAGAGCUCGCGUUCGGAAGCAGCCCCCAACUUAGAACGGCGCGAGACGCAUUUCGCGAGAGAAGGCUCGGUUAGGCCGCGACCGAAAUUAAAGCAGACGACGGACGAUUCCGUUACCACAUCACGGACAACUUCGAAGGAUUUGAAUACCAAUGCCGAUACUUUACGAAAUCGUCACAAGUCGCACGCCACGCAGGUCGUUAAAGAAGAAACAACAAGGGGCGCGCACGACAACAACAAGGAGAACAGACCCGAGACGCAAACACCGAGGCGACCGGCAGCUUCCCGAAGAACGUCUUCGGAUGCAUCCACCGUCUGGGUGGACAAUGCGAAGCCGGAUGACGAAGUGUUCACGAAGACGCCUGAUCUCCUGAGAUCAAGAGCGGGAAGAAAGAUUCAUGCGAGUGGGAGGGAAUCGAAGAGAGAAGUAAUCCCAACCAGGAAAUCGCCAGAAGAUGAAAAUGCGGAGAAGGCCGAAAGUCCGAGCGACGAGUCGAGAAAGGAAGAAGCACGAGCAGAGUAUUCAACGACCGAGAACGUCACCUCGAGAGCGAACGCGUCCAGGAGGAUAGAUGCGAAAAUCACGAAUAGUUCUAGCAAUCAUAAAGAUGAAGUGAAGGAUGUCCUGCUGUCGGGUUCCGAGAGCGUAAGAGUGGACGUCCCCCUCGUAGUCGGGAACAACGAAGACGUUAAUUUUCUAACGUCCGCCACGAUUUCGCCAGCCAACGUGUCUCCCAGACAGGCCUCGAGGCCGGCCAAGGAGAAGGUGGAGAGCAACGAUAUCGCGAGGUCGAGCGCGAAGCAAAGCAGACAGUCGGACCGAUCGAAGUCUCGUAACAGAUCGAAAACGAGAGAUCCUAAUUUUGAAACCGCGAACUCAGGUACCUCCCGCCGAGGUUCGUCCAAGUACGGCGGCACUGCGGAGACGAACGAACGGUCCUCCGGUUCCAGACACAGAUCUAACGCGAAGAACGUCAAUUCGAGGGGCCGUUCCGCGCAUAAGUCGAGAGACGCGGUCGCGGCGGAGGCGAGGAGUAGCGGUAGACAGAGGGAUGCAGGCACCGAUCCCGAGACGAAUGCAAACAGACGGACGGAAACGCGACGUAACGACAGACGGACGCCCGAGGGAAAGCGAAGGUCCAAGGAUGGCAGGUCGAAAGCUGUGGAAGCCAAGGUAGACGAGCAAGAUAUCCGGGCGCUGUCCAGAAACCGAUCACGCCCAGCAGUCAGCAACCUGGAGGUCACCACUGCUUACAUUCCGAAAGCGACAGUCGCCGAAGCCACGACCGUACCUUCUGUGGACACAGAGAUUACGACACUCAAUUCUGCAACGAUCAGAUCAUCGACAACCGCUCGAAUAUCUCCUUCAACCGAGCGAGCUUCGCGCAGCAAGGGAAGAGACAGAGGAGAAAGUUCCCGAGCGAAAAAACCCCCGAAGGAAGAUUUCUUCAACCACGGUCUAGGUUUUCGUGGUCGAAAGAGCUCGACCGAGGGAUCGUCCUCGAUCGUUGCAGAUCCGACCACUACGCCCAGAGGCGAGACGCAAUUACGCGGUAAUCCCGGAUGGACCCUCAGACGUCGACCCAGUCACGUCAAUCCCGAUGCUUCCUCCUCGACUACGUCCGCGCCAGUUAAUCGAGAUCAGAUCAACGAGAUCGUUUUGCCGAAUGAUUCGGCCAGCACCGAAACGCCGUUAAGUAACGCAAAAGCCGGACGAAGAGGCGGCAAAAAGCCGAAGGCGAAGGACGAGAGCAAUACCAUAUCGAGCGUCGCGGCGAAGGGCGUAACAAGGGGCAGUAAAACUUUCAACAAAUCCGAAAAUCUCGGUCUACCCAAGGGAGCAGAGCCCGAGAGCGACAAUUAUCCUCCCGCAUUCCGUGCUAGACUGUCUCAAUUGAAAAUUUCUAACUCGAAACCUACCGGAGGAAAAAGUACAACUAGGACCAGCUCGCAGGCCACGAAACCAAGUUUGGCGAGUCUGUUCUCCGAAAGAUCUAAGAUGAAACUGGAGUUAGCCAGAAGAUUAAUCAAACCCGAAUUGAACGUUGACGAGAACGUUUACGAUGUUACGACGGCCGCAUAUUCCGACAAAUCGAAAGCGGAAGAAGUAUCGACGGUCAGCGAAAGUAGGAACGUGGAAAAAACUACAAAGGCGACCAGCAAACUCAUCGGCGCUCGUGUCACCCACGGAAGUUCGAUCGCAGGUGCGCGAAAAGAAAAGUCGCCCGUGAGAGGCAGGUGGAAGCUUUUGGAGACGAGAAAAUUGUCGAAAGAUCGAAAUGCCACGAUCCCGCUUAGAUCACCCGUCGCCACGACCAAGAAGAGCCGGGUGACUUCCGAAAGAGCAGUCGUACCUCCCUUCGUCGAAGAAACGGCCGGCACAACCGUCGAUGCGACAAAAGUCCGAUCUCCGACGAGCACCGCGAAGUCGCGGGAGGAGUCGUCAACACUGGCGAACACGGCGGAAGCUAUAGAGGAGAACAGCAUCGUUACGACCGUCGAACCGCUCAAGAUGGAUAAAACGUUCAUCGAAAUUAUUACCGCUACGUCGCUCACGGACGUGUCAACGGAAUCGAAGGUCCACCCUACGGAAUUCUCUCAAGAGGUGACUUUACCGCCGACCGUCACCACACCGUCCUCGACGAAGUCAGAAAAGCUGUAUCCGGUUUAUAUUCCCGACACGAAGGCAUACAACUCGCUCGAUGACAGUGAGAAGACGACCAUCCCGAGCGACGCGAGCAAGAGCCCCGUCCGAUCGCGUUACACCGUGCAGAAGGAGCAACCGGACAAGGUGGCGGUUUCGAUGGUGACGUCGAGGACCGUCGGGCCCACCAGCAGGUACAUUCGAAAAAAAUCCGGCGUCUUCACGCCGUACGACUCAAUACCCAAGACAACCACUACGGAGGCGACGCUCACGCAGACGAAGAGACGGGAAUUUCGUCCGCGUACGUCGACCUACAGGAGACAUUCCGAGGUGCCGACCAGCCAGGUGGCGGUCCAGCAAUCGGCAACGGUCGAGCAGACGACCGCUGGCGUGACCAUCACCCCGAAACCGACCAAGUACCACGCGCAAGUCGUCACGCCGAGCGUUCGCUCCUCGCCCUCCGAACCACUUGUCAGCGUGCGGAUUGACACGAACGACACCACUACGGCCGGCGUCGCCGAAAGCAGCAACGGUAACAGCGGCAACUCCAACAUCUUCAACCCCACCAAGAGCACGUAUGUCAACGGUAACACCACCACGCUGCUGGAGCAGCUACGGAGCACCGUGGCACCGCUCCUCAAUAACUUGGGGGACAAAACCCCCAUCUUCUCCGGAGCCUACUCCAACGUGAAUACUGCGAAUUCAGCGCCCAGGAUAACGCCUAACGGUUCCCCGCCGAGAUUCAGCGCGAGAUACAAAGGGGCAGAAUUGUUAGUAAGAAAACCGUCCAUUGGUCAAGCUGUGGUACCGUCGAUCACAACGUCGUCAACUACAGCCUCGACACCGAUAGAGAAUUCCGGUUCGGCGCCACCCGUUGACAUCAACAGCCCCGGCGAGCCCAGAUUCGUCACUUUUUAUCAGGCGUUAGAGUCGGCUAGCAUAAGAAACGAAAAUCUGGGCGCGGAAGACGUGUCACAGCGGCAAAGACUAACUGGCGUGGUAACGAAGGUAGACCCUAACGCUACUGUACCUAACGGCGCCAGUAACGACAUUGCUAACAACAAUGACACCAUAGCAUCAAUCACCGCGACUACUACAUCCUCCCCAGAUACCACUACCACAGACACUACCACCGCCGUUCAGUCGGCAAACAAUUCGCUCGCUUCGAGAUUAGGUACGGAGAGUAGUGGCGCCGGCACCACGACGGUACAGACCCCCGCAUACCCGGACACGAACGGCAGGGAAACGACUCCAGUCCCCGUCUCGGAUGCGCCCGGGACUACCGUCCCCGUUAACACGAUAACGAACCCACUGCCGUCCGAUACGAAUGUCCCGGGUGCCGCGGGAUCGCCCACCACUACCGAGACCGCCGACGUGACUUCGGCAGCGUUGCCCUCCACGGAAUCCGCCCCCGACGACCCACCACCUACCGAGACCACGGAGGUAGCGUCGCUACCCACCACUGAAGCGAUCAACGCGAGCGUGUCCGCGCCCGCUUCUCAGAAUCUGCAAACGGCGACAGAUACACCGGAUACAACCGUGCCAUCCCCCGUCACCGAGAGCGUCACCGUGACGCACUUACCGGAAACGACGACGACCACGACGACCACGACGACGACGUCGGAAACGAAUACCGUGCAACAGCCCGAGGAGACGACGCCCCGCGCGACAGAGACUACCGAGGCGGUCGACGAUAUAGAAACGAACACCGUGCAGCAAACGUCUCAGACGACGGAACCCACGAGCACCGCCGAGCCAGCCACGACGGAGGAGAUUUCGAAUGACAUAAUCGAGAUCCGCGCGACGGCGGCACCCGCCUUCACGUCUACGUACCGCACGCGGUUGUUCGACUACGCGCAGGACAUCCUGUCGCGUUUGUCGCAAAAGGGCUUCUCCACGAUUAGAACACCGCCGGUCCAAGGACCCACCGUCACGACGACCGUCUUCCCCGACCUGUCCAACGCAAUACCGGACUCGUCGUCGGCGAAUACGGAGAACCCGCAGCCGGAGGAGACGACCACCGCGCGGGCAGCCGCUGAACCGGGAAACGUCGAGACGACGUUGCCACCGGAUGUAGAACUGGUGCCGACCACGGCGGACGGGGCCGGGGUGAUCGAUACUCGAAUAGGUUCGGACGCCACGCCUCAGGGUGGUCAGUCCAACGGCCAGGAGACAAACGCACGGGAUACAUUGGACUCGGGUACAACCACGGGACAGACGUUGCCGAGUGUCGCGGGCAACGCGACAUCAGACCCCGAAUCGACGACAAUAGCUCAGAAUACGCGAGCCCCGUCGACAAACGAAGACGUCGCGACACCGACCUCGCGACUCGUCGACCCCGUCACGGAGAACGACCCCCGGUCGUCCAAUGACACGCUGCUCGCUGAGCUAAUGACUAUCGCGAAGACCCUCUUCACGGAAGCGAUGAACGACACGCGGCAGUCGAUUCAGACUGACGGCACGGUAGGAAACGACGAUAAGAAUCGUGCCGUGUCAUCGAACGGCACGGCAGAAGCUACCACUGCACCCUCCGAAUUUUCGAGACCCUUAGAAAGCACUACCGCGCCCACAGACGUCGCAACGCCCGUUGAUUUACCCGGAAGCGAAAGAGAAGAUAAUUCCACCCGCGGCCCUGUUGUAGGAUCGAAAAUUUCGUUAGUGGAGUCUAACGCGCGACCCACCGAUGCCGAUGUAGGUGAUGUUACCACAGUGUCCCCUGCGCAGAUAAUGACCGAAACACCCAACGCCGUUACGGUUACGGGCAGCAUGAGUUCGGAACUAACUACUAAUACGCCUGACUCACAAUUAUCUAAUCCGACUGAAUCACCUAACAAUAAUACUGGACAACAAACUACCACGACCGUUGCGAAUGACGAGGUCGAGUUGUCGGAAUUCGCAAUGGACCCCACCAGUAAUCCCUUAACGAGCUCCGUUACCGCGAACGCAGGGAGAAUGCUGCCCGACCUGAACGAGCUGACGACGUCGGAUACGAUAACGGAAUUAACCACUAGCGUAGCUAUGACGGAAGUAAACGUCGUACAAACGAACGUCGUAGAUACCACUAAUCAGACACCGGGGCCACCCGCUACGGUCGUGCCUGCAUCCGACCUACCGGUCGCAAACGACCGAUCCCUCGUAGCGAACGCAUCGGAUAUCGCUGUGACACUUCCAACGGUAUCCGAUAAGAGCGAUACUCGGCCACUUCGCACCGAGCCUCCCGCCACGGAGUCAGUCCGUAACUCAUUGUUAUUAAGCUCCACCGACACCACCACUAAUCGACUCAACGACAUAACAACAAACGCCCCUCAAACGCUAACCGAUCUCGUAAGCGAGAUGCCAAAUCUUAUUGCCCGUUUACAGGAUACAACGGCAUCGACUGCAACAACCGCCCAAGGGACGGCUGGUUCGAGACUCAUUCAACCCGAGCAAACGACCGAAACCAUCAUCACCACCACCACCACCACCAUCACCGUCCCUAAUGUCACAGCACCAACAACCGAUUCCACCACUUCCCUCGUAUCCUCUACCGACCCGACGACUGUCCCGUCCUCGUCAGCCGAACCGACGGUGACGACGACGGCGACGACGACGACGACGACGACGAUGACGACGACGACGUCGACAGAAGCGUCGUCGCGAUCCGAGCCGCUCACCACCACUGUCGGACAAAUGCCCGAAACGACCACUACGACUGCCGACAUUAACGAGAACCUCGUCUCCACCGAGACAACGACCGAUACCUCGACUACGCGAGGUACAACGGUCACCCCGACCGAGUCGGAGGACUUGAAUGUGAUAUCGAGGAUAAGCGACGGAGAGGCAACGACAACGACGACAAGCACCGCACCGCCCACGAACACGUCGACCGUAACAACUACGUCGACUACUUCGACUACCGCACGGACCACUGUGCUAAAUCGGGUUCCGCCAGUCCCGGGGUUCACGCCUUUGAACACCGCGCCCUACCUGGGACGUUUCGGCGGCGGCCAGAUAACGCCGGCACCGAGACUCAGCUCUUCCAAGGCGCCGGUCCGCGAUUACCUGAUUUACGGUAUCUAUCCCAACAAGACCAUCGUGCGGAAGCGGCCGGAGGACAAUCUGAUCGACGGUAGAAACGUGGACAGCCCGUACGUGAUAUUCGGCAUCUAUCCGGACGGCAGACUAGUCCGGAAGUUCCCCAACGGAACGAUAAUACCGGAGUCAUCCAGGAACCCGGUCGAGGUUGUGUUCACACUUAGAACUACCACUACUACUAACCGACCAGCACCCAGGCCGUAUUUCUAUAACCAGGCUAACCAAGCGGGGGUUUAUAACAACCAGUAUCAAGCCCUGGGGAACUAUGGUAAUGGUAGACCCGUGGAUGAGCUGACGGGAGGCGCCCAGAGCCCCGGACCCCUUGAUUUUGGACUUAUCGGUAAUGCGAUCGGCGUUACCCCUGGAGGCCCCAAUUUCGCGGGACCAUUUGGUCCCCCUGCUAGCGUCCCGAGCACAAACAAAAUGAGUGAUAUUUUAUUAAAUACCCAAAUGGGUGCAAUACCGAAUGCAUUCGGUAACCUACAGACACCGAAUAGUGGUCAAGUACAAGGUCCGAUCGGCCCUUCUGUAGUCCAGGAUCGCGAAAGAAAUGAAGCUUCUCGGACAAGUGUGACGUCUGAUCAACGCAGCGCUGUAUAUAUCGGACAGGAUAAAUUUAUUAAUUAUCAGAUUGACGGUGCCCCCGUUGUCAAUCCAAAAGUCGUGGAUGUAAGAAUAAAUUCAGUGGCUACCUCUGUGAACGAAGGUUCGUCCACGGCGUCGCUCCCGUCUUUUGACAAUUUGCUGAACAAUCAGUCGGGCGGUAGUGUAAUAACAGCACCUCCCGGUUUUCCCUGGAGAGAUCCCCUUGAUCAGAUAUUUGGCAUCACCACCAAUUCACCUAUACAAACAGCAUCUGUGGCAACAAAUCAAUUGGACGAGAUUGCGUCGCGACCCGUAAGUCCCUUGGUGGAACUCUUCACACCAGUCGUGAACAGUGCAACCCCAACAUCCACGACCACCACGACCACCGCUGGCACUACACCUAUCACUACUGCCAGUACCACUACCCCUACUACUACUGUCAGUACCACUACCCCUACUACUACUGUCAGUACCACUCCUACUACUACUACCACUACUACUACCACCACGCCAACAACCGCAGCUACGACCGCAGCAACGAUCGCAGCAACGACUGCCGCAACGACCGCAGCAACGACUUCCGCUGCUACUACCACUACUACCACCACAACGACAACUACUACUACUACUACUUCGACGACAACCCCCGCAACGACCACGACAAGCCAAACAGCGACAGCAGGUCGAGGAACAGUUCCAUCGUCUACCACGCCAGUAUCUGCGGAUAUAUUAAGUCGGUUACAAGCGAACACGAUGGAAAGCUCCUUUGGUACUACGUUCGGAGAUUUGGCUUUCCUGAAUUCAUUGUUACAGAAUAACAAUGUCAAGUCAACCACGCCGAAAACGCUAAGUGAGGUAGAGCAAAUAUUGGCCAACAGGAUUUUAUCACUUGCACUGGCUAAUCCUGGACCGACGCGAUCGCCAAAGGCCAUUCAAUCUGCGAGCUUGAAUACGAAUCUGAACGCGAUCAAGAAUCACCCGUCUUCCGGGCCGAUAAUAAUCGACUUGUUACCAGUUUCACCUCCAAGCGUUACUAGUAGCAGCACAUCACCUACGAAGAAAUACACCGAAACGGUCACGGCGACACAAGCUAGCGCUGCGCCGGCUAUCACGACUAGGGCACCAGUCGUUAUCACUGCCAAGCCUAAAACGACACCGAGACCGAAAACUACAACCCCUCAGGGGCCCGUGGGAUUUGGCGGGGGUUUAUGGCGAGCGUUGUUCGGCGGCAAUUUCUUCCAAGCGACCACCGCGGCGAGUGUUGCAAAGAACACGAAACCAAAAGCCGCGAUUAAGACAACGACUCAGAAGCCUCGGACCACCCAGACACCGACGCAGAUCAUCAAGUCGACGCUUGCGAGUCACAUAAUGUCCGCGAUCAAAUCGCCAACGACAUCGCGAAGCGUGGACAUCUCGGACAUCCAAGUGGCCUCGAGCACAUCGCUCGCGGACAGUAUCAUUUCCGCAUCGACGCCAAGCACGAUUUCAACCACGCUCUUAAAUAAUCCGAAUCCUAGAUUGAAAGAAGCCUCUUCCACGUACUCGCCCGAGGAUGACGCGAAAUUUCUGGCUGCGCUCCUGCGAGCCGUGCAAACGGAAGCAGCAACGAGUACUUCUACGACAUCGCGUGGAUUAAGCGACGAUGAUGAAGCCUUCCUGAGAGCUAUUUUAAGUGAUCAGACUAGUGUAUCUACCACCACAGCAUCAUCUUCUGAAACGAAUCCUGCUGCUUUGUUGGCUCUACUCCUAAAGCAGCAAGGCAUAGAACCCACAACACCAGCAACGAAACUUAGGGAACAAUUACAAUUAUCCAGCCUUGGUAUAUUUUCUCCGGAUGUGACCUCAACUACGACUCGACCAACAACUCCCAACAGGGCGGUCAGCACGGCCAGACAAGUGGUGACACCGAAACCAACUGCAAGACCAAAACCGACACUACAGACUACAACAUGGACUCCAAGUUCAACGUACCCGCCUCCACUCUUUGGAGGAAGUGGGUCUUCGGGUAGCGGGCUGGUUACUGCUACUAGAGCUAUAGGCAGAUUCCUUGGUGCUGCCAUUUCGGGUGCAGCCCAACAGUUACAAUCUUUACUAAGAAAUAAUACCAGAAGCGCAGCUGGCUAAUAUUAGAAUGGAAAAAGGACGAUGUACAUCAAUUUUCGCUCAGCCUGAAAACAAAUGUCAGGAUUGAGAUUGUAAUAGUUGUUAAUUAAUAUUGUGCUUGCUGUUGAAAGUUACAGUGGCAACAUGGAAGUCGACAAAACGCUAGGAGAAAGUUCAAUCAAGACAACAAUAGAAAGUAAACUUGUUCAAUUGUUACGGACUACUGCGGAUAAUAUCAAAGACAAGCAGUCUCAAAAUCACACUUAUCUUAUAUAUAUUUACAUGUUAUUAAAAAAGCAUUUUUCUUUCGAAGUGAGCAAAUCAAACCUACAUUAAAUAUCAAAUCAAUUCUCCAUACAAAUAAUAUUUAAAUAAUUAAAACUCGAUCACUAUAUAUGAUGUACAAAGCUAAGACUCGAUGUCUUGACUGAACGCUUCUUGCCAAUUGCUAAUCUAAGAAAUGAAUAUUACGUUCGUCGUUGUUAAUUAUUACUCAAGUUCAAUACGGUAUAAUUCUCAUUAAAAUUCGGAAAAAAAAUUGAUCAAGUAUUCCACAAAUUGAUUCCAUCCUAGAGUUCACAUUUUAAUAAAAAUUUCCUUUUAAUUCAAAGUAAUGUUCAGAGAGCCGAAAAUACAUUGCUUCUUUUCUUCAGAUAAUUUUGCAACAAGAUGUUCAGUGAUAAUUCGCAAUGACGGUUUCGAAUAUCGAAACGCAAUCCCCAAAACUUUGCAAACAUUUCCAAAGUAAGCCUAUCGCUGUUCCUCCAGGUGUACUUGUGGAGAUGUUUGUAACGAUCGUCAUAAUUAAGAGAAUAUACUAGCGCGAUGCUCUUCAUAUCGUUAACUGUGCUCUAUCGAUGUGUCUUGCUUCUACGCUUUUUUCUUUCUUAUUUUUCUACUGUCCUCCUUUCGUACGGUGAAGCGGUGAAUGUGCUCAGUGAAUCGUUAAUAUUUGAACUGGUAUGCGGAUGACUACAGACACAAGAUAGUAUUUAUAGUAACUCUGCAUUAACUUUGCGACAGAUAAUUUAAACUUUUAAAGUUCUAACUGUAAGAAGUUAAACUGUAAAAGACACUGUACUGCACGCACACGUUAUCUGUAUGCAAAGUUCUAAGGUAAAAAUGUGUAUGUUUUCUCUCGAUUAAUACUUUUGCAAUUUCAGAAGAGAGCUUUUACCUCUUCGACAUCUUGCCCCGUAUUCGCGUAUCAAUAUAUCAUACGCAAAUUGUACAUUAUUAAAUUAAAAUGUUUUUUUUUAGAAUAGGAAGGAGCGUAACAUAAUAGUAUUUUUUAAUGUAUGUGAAUAAUGUUAGAGCGAUUGAGGGAGAAAGAUUGAGAUCGGAGCAAAGCUGAUUUAUCUUUCUAGACAACCGAAAAAUUUAAUUGACAUCGAAAAGAUUUCAGUUUAGAGACGUUCUUUAGGUGACUUUUAGAUGAUAUACGUUUGAUCGAAAAGACAAAGCUCGUGUGAAGUUCUCGUCCCUAUUCUAAUAGUCUGGUGUGUGACUUGUAAUUGAUAAAGUAUAGGCAAAACUGAAUAUUACUUUUUAUUUAAAAACUUUUCAAAAUAAUUAUCUAGUAAUUAUUUAAACGUUUUUAACAUAAGUAAAUAGAAAUUUUACUUAAUAGAUUUGAUUAAUUGUCAGUUCAUAUUUUUGUAAGUAAUCGAGCCGCUUGUCUAUCUCACGUUUCACAAUUUCUUUUUUAAUAGAAUGAAGCAAGACUCGGCAUAUGAGUCAAAUUAAUAUAUGGGAUUAUUUUAUUAUUUUUUAACUGGUAGCCUCAUUAACGUUAUGAAAUAUUAUUACAAUUGUUGU
Molecule: messenger RNA, 11873 nt
Organism: Vollenhovia emeryi
Lineage: Eukaryota; Metazoa; Arthropoda; Insecta; Hymenoptera; Formicidae
Exons: 18
Coding region: 459-10076 (3205 amino acids)
Source: RefSeq, a predicted model, not a curated record